AGUGAGAGAGACAGGCAGAUAGGCAGACACCCAGUGAAAUGUUUGGUAGGGUCAUGUGGGGACUAUAAACGUACUCAGCAUGAAUCACACAUACCAGCAGUUUGUGCAGCGGCCAAUGGUGUUCCACCCCUGCCCAGAGACGGACCAUCUGACGCUGAACCACGUCAACAUGGAGGCUCAUGAGAACCACGUGUCCCACAAGACACUGGGGCUGAGCUCCAGGCACCUGGUGGUGCGGCGUGGGUGGUCGUUCAAGAUCACCUUGCUGUUCAAUGACCCAGUGUUCAAUAUUCAAACUCUCGUCCUCGAAGCGCUGCUAGGUACUGGGAUAGGUGGGCUGUCUGUAGAAAUCCCUGUCACCUUCUCCAAGGAAAGAACAGUGACCCAGUGGAGCGCUCAGAUCUACCCAGGGGAUGUGCAUUCCCGGUCCCUCAACCUCCACCUCUGCUCCCCCCCUCUCUCUCCAGUGGGGCUUUACCAGCUCCAGGUCAACAUCCUCAGACCCCACAGCAGACGCACCUACGCCAUAGGGAGCUUUGUUUUACUCUGCAACCCCUGGCUACAGGAGGAUCCUGUGUACAUGCCUUAUGACGAGCAACGAGAGGAGUACGUUACGAAGGACCAUGGGGUUCUGUACAUGGGUGCAACUUCUAAUGUCAUAUCGAGACCUUGGAUAUUUGGUCAAUAUGAGCAGGGGGUCCUGGAGACAUGUCUGAACAUCCUGCAGGUCAGCCCACAGCACAUCAACAACAGAGCGAAAGACUAUCUAGCCAGAGGAGACCCUACCUACCUCAGCAGGGUGGUCUGUGCUAUGGUGAACUGUGAGGACGACCGUGGGGUCCUAAAGGGUGACUGGUCAGGGAGCAUUAAGGACGGCACGUCUCCUCUAGAGUGGACUGGGAGUGCCGACAUCCUGAAGAUGUGGGCUCAGUCCAACUUCAGCCCAGUGUGCUAUGGACAGUGCUGGGUCUUUGCCUCUGUUAUGUGCACAGUUAUGAGAGUCCUGGGUAUCCCAUCUAGGGUGGUGAGCAUUUUCAACUCAGCCCAUGACACAAAUUCAAACUUGGUCAUAGAGGAAUACUACACCCAUACUGGCACAAAGCUCAACCUAUCUAAGGACAGCAUCUGGAAUUUCCAUGUGUGGGUGGAGUGCUGGAUGAGAAGGUCCGAUCUGACCCCAGAGUUUGACGGGUGGCAAGUACUGGACCCAACCCCUCAAGAGAAGAGUGGAGGUGUUUUCUGCUGCGGCCCGUGUCCAGUCCAAGCCAUCAGAAACCGUUGCUUUAACCUCCCCUACGACGCUCCAUUUAUUUACGCGUCGGUCAACGCGGCUGUUUUCACCGUGAUCCUCCGAGAUAGGGUGGUGGUGAGGAAGAGCUUGGACACGGGGAGGGUGGGCCAGCGGAUAUACACCAAGAGUCUGGGCUCCAACGAACCUCAGGACCUCACGUGCGCCUACAAGUGCACGCCGAAUACCAAAAAUCAUACAACAUGCGGACAACAAGGAGCAGCUGAAAGUCUGUCAGUUUCUCUGAAGAUAGACAAGGUGCCAGUGAUGGGAGAGAACAUCUGUCUAACUGUGAUUGUCACAAACCGAGCUAAUGUUUGCAGGGUCCUAAAGGAGCAUGUUAACGCCCAAGCUGAAGAGUACCAUGGCAGGCCUAUGGAGACCUUUUGGGAGGCUACAGAGAGGCUUCAGGUGGGACCAUGCAGAGCUGUGAUGGUGCGCCACCAGAUCCCUUCAUCAGACUACGAGCCAGUCCUGUUGGAGCAUGGUUUUCUGAACUUAGCGGUGGUCCUGAAGGAUGAACAGACCCAAGAGAGGGUUAUCGCCACAGAGGAGUUCAACAUGACCUCCCCUCAAAUCUCUAUAGAGGUACUUGGGGGAGAAAUCCUCCAACUGAUGAAACAGCACACUGCCCUGGUCUCCUUCACCAACACCUCGUCCAGACUCCUGAGGGGGGCGGUGCUGACUGUGGAGGCCUCAGGCCUGCUGGAGGAGAAACAGCAGACCAGGUGAGUCACCGCAGAGAUGCUGGCCCCACAGUGAGAAACAGCUGUUGCUGUUGUUGUUGAUUGAACUGUCAGAUAGUGUUUUAUUACGUAAGAUUACGUAAUAAAAAGCUGUUUAUAAU
This is a messenger RNA of Hypomesus transpacificus, 2135 nucleotides long. RefSeq names its product protein-glutamine gamma-glutamyltransferase 5-like. NCBI's taxonomy places the organism in Eukaryota, Metazoa, Chordata, Actinopteri, Osmeriformes, Osmeridae. Gene Ontology annotation, molecular function: protein-glutamine gamma-glutamyltransferase activity. Gene Ontology annotation, biological process: peptide cross-linking. The record is from RefSeq and is a predicted model, not a curated record. The transcript is spliced from 13 exons. The coding region runs from base 80 to 2020 and encodes 646 amino acids.